Messenger RNA from Patiria miniata (bat star), 4408 nucleotides. It is a transcript of the gene tarbp1, whose product is annotated as probable methyltransferase TARBP1. The record is from RefSeq and is a predicted model, not a curated record. Gene Ontology annotation, molecular function: tRNA (guanine) methyltransferase activity. Lineage: Eukaryota; Metazoa; Echinodermata; Asteroidea; Valvatida; Asterinidae. Gene Ontology annotation, biological process: tRNA methylation. The transcript is spliced from 22 exons. Bases 119 to 4393 code for a protein of 1424 amino acids.
GUUCAAAUUGAUCUUUUCCGAACAGAAAGGUGCAUUUUCUGGCUUGAAUGUCCAUCAACGGUAGCACAGGUGUACUGACACAUUGUUAUGAACGUGGGAAAAUAAGCAACUUGGAAGAAUGUCUUUCAAAAUUGUUAGCUUGCUGAAGAAUAGUCAAGCCUUUGAUUUGAAGGAGCUUGUGCACAGCAUCAUUGACUCGGCUGUGGAGCUGCACGGUGGCAGGGACACUACCCAGGCAGAGGGAGAUGGCAGAGUGGAUUCCACUCUCUGCAAACAGCAGGUGUCGGAAGUGAUCCUGUUCUUGCUGGACUCCAUGCAAGCUGACCCAGAAUGCAUCGCUCCGUCGGAUCUCAUCCGAUUGGUCGAGACCGUGGGCUACGGUGCAAUAGAGCAGUCUCACUUGCAAGGUCAACAGAGGUCACACAGUGAGGAGAUGAUGCAGUCGGUUUACAAACUCUUCGCUGCUAUAUUACUGACUCCUAACAUGUCAGGGUAUCGGGAGUUAAAAUCUAGAAUCCAACAGACAUGUUUAGAAGGCCUUUGCAGUUACAGUGAGGAACAGCGGUUGCUGGUCAACCUGACAUUAGUAGAAAAUGAUGACGGAAAGACUUCAAGCUCCUCAUCAGCGUUUUCAAUAAAAGACAUCUCGGAGAUUCUGUAUUACACCUUAAAGACAGCUGGACCAUGGGACACCGAUUCAGAGUACCCACAUGUGGGUGUUGAAGACUCUUGGCUCGAAGACUGCUUCAGGCAUCUCUUGGACAUCUUGGAGUACAGCGAUGCAGCCACUUGCUCACAUGCCUCAGGGAUCUUGCUUCCAAAGUUACUGAGUUUGUCGAAAGACAAACUUGAGAUCCGGCUUUCCUCGAUCUGGCAGAGACUCCUCAAUGUUUACAGAACUGCAGCAGACGAGAAAUCCAAACAGACCUCUAAUGUGUACAUUGCUCUGUGUGGUCUUUCAGAGUUUUACAUCCCUGUUGUAUUACCUUCCACCCCUGAUCAACAAUCUGCCUCUUCUAGCUUGCUCGCUGACGGUGCCUUUUGGAGAGUGGUUCAGGCGGGUCUUGUCCACACGGACCCUCUUGCUCGCAAGCAGGCGUGUUUCCUGAUGAAGCGAUCCAUCGAAAGUGCAUCAGUAAAUCAUGUAACGAUCCCUAACGAAUCUACAGUGCUUUCAGCAGCUGGGAUUGCCACAUGCCAAGAACAGUCUUCAGAGCCAGGGUGUACUGCCUCGGAAGCUGCUUCCUUAUUCUGGUGGUCUCCAGAUUCUCAGAAGAAGCUGUUAGCUGUCUGGGGAGAUUUCUUCCUGAUGUAUGAGACACUGGAUGAGGUUCAGGUACAUGUUGUGACACCUGUGAUGCCCAGAAUGACUUCUCUGAUUCAAGCUGCUUCCACUUUGCAUUCAAGUGGCAGACGCAUUCUGCAUCCAUCAUGGUUGACCGUUCUGUUCUCCCGAUGUUUUGUGCAUGAAACCAAAACUGUCUCAAAGUGGGGAUUACUGGAGUAUCUACGGCUGGACAUCGCAUCCUGUCCUGUGUUGCAGGACAUUGGAAUGGAGUUUUUGUUGGGCACUGUUUUGCCUGUGCUGAAUGAUGACAGCCUGUAUGCUGGCAAGUCCCGGGGUAUGGUGGCCCGACCACUCAUCGCAGAAGCAUUCACAGGAUUCAUGCAUUCAUGCAUCAAGAUUCUUGGAAAACAAGAUAGUGAAUCUUUCUUGCGGAAGUUUCUUGCAGCAGUUUCUGGUCAAUCCUGGAGCCCCGUUAGUCUGACGUUUGUCUUUGAUACAUUGACACACCUCCCUGAAUGCAGUGCAUGGGGACCAUCUGAACUACAGCUUCUGAGAGAGAUGCAGUUUUCCUGUGUCGGCAUGCUGCCACUCACUUAUCGUAGUGUCGUGCAGUGCCUAAUGCUGCAGGCUGUGCUGAAGUUACUUGACAAGACCACAACCAGUCUCCAGCAGCUGUCUGGCCUGUUGGGACUCUUCAACAUUUGUCUGUGUAGGGGCAGUCCUCUGUGGAAACAGGUAUGUGAGUGGUUUACAGCGAGCCAGUACACCCAGAUAUUUGGUUCAAGUGGUGACAUGGUGGCUGUUGUACGCUCUGAGGUCGCUACCUUACUGACCUUUGACCUUGGUCUAUUGUCAAAUGCUUCCAUGGAUCUAGCGGACAGUGGAGAGUCUUCCAGAGUAGCUUGUCUGGUGCUGCUUGCAGUAGAUACUCAGCACACAAACGUAGAAAGUGGUUCAUCACUGCCUUCUAGUCAUCCAUCUGAUGGUGAGUCUUCUCUGCAAGGUAUCCUGGCUCCAUUGAUUACGGUCCUGUCCAGUAUCGGCAGCCACAUCUAUCUACCAAUCAUUAAGGCUGACACGGCCCUUCAGCUUCUGCAUGGUAUAUUACAGUACCUCCUCCAUCCAAGCCCCGAUGAAGAAUCAACUGAUAAGGAUCAAGUGAGGCAAGAAAUGUUCUCUGUGUUGUCCUCAUGCCUGGAGGAAAUGUAUUCCUUCAUAAACCGACGCCUUCUUUCAUCUGAUAUAGCCCAGUCAGCAGAUAUCAGCAGGGUUUCACUGUACAUCUCCGUCCUGGAGUCUACCCAUGCCUUCUUGAAGAAAUGCCCAAGAUACUCCCUCCUGAGGAAUGUUCUUGCCAAUGGACAGACCAGAUUGACAGAGUGCUGUAAGCUUCUCAUGACUCAAAGCAUGGAGAAUAAAGAGAAAAAUUCCCUGCUGGGCCACUUUCAGGCGUUUGUAGCCUGCCGUCUGCUUCUGUGGUUGUUACAGAUGAACCGUGGUAGCGAUUUACUCAAAUUGCCGUGGGAUACGCUGUCACCAUUGCUAACUUUCAAAGACGAUGCAACUACCCUCAAGGGCAUGCCCAAUGCUAGUGCCACCACAUCCCUUCGCAAAAUCUCCAACCUGUUAUUGUGCACCAAGUGGCAGUGCUUUAGUAUACUGCUUCGGGAUCGUGGAUCAGGCACUGCACUAUUUCCUGUUGGCCAAUCAGAUGAAGCGAUUCUCGCUGCUUGUGUCAGGGAUCUUACGUUGGUCAAGGGUCCUGAUGCAGUGCCAAUAAUGCAGUGUGCCAAGGUGCUGGUGAACAAGAUUGGUCAGGACACCAUAUCCCUGUGUCUGGACCUAGUGGAUGCUGCCUGGUCUACCUCCCUGGAUGAGUGGAGGGGGAAAGCUCAGAAGUUCUGGUUUGUUUACUCCUCGGCAGUGGAGCUGAUCUUCCAACAGUGCUUCUUGGUGGCGGAGGAGGGAACAGAGAUACAUGAUGCUCUGGCCAAGGUCAUUGGCAACAUCUUAACCCUUGGUGAGGGUAAACCCAAGAUUGUAGCAGUCUUUGCCAGGCAUCUGUGCAGUCAGUGGGCAAGUCAGCUGGACGAUGAGGAGGGUAGGACACCAGCCCUGAAAGCCAUCACCAAUCACCUGCCGUUACUGAUACAGAUGUGCAGUAUGGGAUCGAGAGUCAGUAAAGAUAUCAAGCUACAGCAAGACACCAGUGUGUACUUGCUACAACUGAGCAAUCUUCAGGCUGUAAAGGACGAUAUCGUCGCAUGUGUAGAACAGAGAUCUGGCCAGCGGAGGGUCAUUCUGAUGAAUUUCUUGUUGCUUAUUGCAACAACCAGAUCAACUGAAUGUUGCCAAAUCAUCACUGUCUUCCUGCAGGGGUUGUUGAAAAAGUUUCUUGAGUUGAAGACUAGCACAACACGCAGUUACACCAUGAACACCCAGCUGCACAGACAGAAUAUCCGAAUCUGGCAGACGCUACUGGUUCUUACAUCAUAUGUACGCAAGGACCAUGCUGGCCAGAUGCUAGAGGACGUCUUGACAUCAGUAGUCCGAGAGAAGCAAUCUUCAGUCCGGUAUCUCAUGAUAUGGGUGGCUACCCAGCUACUGAUGCUUGUACCAAGCCUGGAGGAGAGAGUAUGGGAUCAUGUACACAAACUGAGGGAGACAAUGGAGAGUAACGUCUGCCCACUAUUCAUACUGAUUGCACAUCUGGGUAUGGUACAGCCAGACGGACAGCGAAAGGAAUCCUUCUACCAGCGUGCUUUCCCCGUGGUGUUACCGUGGGCUCUGGUGCAGACAUCCUCCAUCAGACAUCUUGCUCUGCUCUGCAUCAAGAAGAUGUGGCAAGAUUGCGUGGAGGCAGGACUAGGCAGUGUUAAUGACGCGUUCCCGCUGCUGCAGUCGUGUAUGCGCUUUCUUCAAGAUGGCAUGUCUGCCAUGUCAUCACAAAACAAACUAGACAGUUAUUUCUUCCUUUUCAAAGUCCAUCCUGUGCAAGAUUAUACCAUGGAGGUACGUCAUUUUAUCCCAAGUUUCAGACAAUUUGGACACUUUUCUGAAUCCCCAGUUAUUGCAUUAAUUAACCCUUUUGCACAUUCUUCAUGAUUACUAUAUAUAUGG